Messenger RNA from Mytilinidion resinicola, 1312 nucleotides. RefSeq lists its product as uncharacterized. Bases 183 to 1052 code for a protein of 289 amino acids. Gene Ontology annotation, biological process: protein N-linked glycosylation. NCBI's taxonomy places the organism in Eukaryota, Fungi, Ascomycota, Dothideomycetes, Mytilinidiales, Mytilinidiaceae. The transcript is spliced from 3 exons. Gene Ontology annotation, cellular component: membrane; oligosaccharyltransferase complex. The record is from RefSeq and is a predicted model, not a curated record.
UGACAGUCAGGUGUGCACAAAGUCGCGCGCUAGCUGCCGGCGAGAUGUGAACUGGCAUUAAACCCUGAAGCGGCUAGCUCCAACCUCGGAAGGCUUACGUUCCAAGUUACGUCGUGUCUUCUUGAGCUGUCGAGCACACCCAAAGAGCUUCAGAAAUACCAGGAAACCUCAGUGCUGCCACAAUGCGUUUCUUUCGUUCCAUUUUGCCCUCUCUUUUGGUCUCCGGCGCCUGCGUGGUCUCCGCAGCCUCGUCCUGGGGCUUUGAAGAUGCCACCUUGACCGUUCAGAGCAAAGGUGCAGGUGUUGGAGGGGGUCUCAAGGAGAAAUUAGCCGUCAAUUCGCCAUUGUCCAAGCAGGUCACCUUGGGAGCGACCGACACUCUGAAGAUACUCCUCACAACAACAGAUGGAAAAAAGGCAAAGCGCCCACAUCAGGCAUUCCUCACAGUCACUGAGCAAGCUUCGGGUCUGGAAGAGUCUUUUAUCUUCAGCGUCAAGGAUACCGGCAAAGGAAAAGUCGAAUUGACGCAAAAAGAUCUCCCAACACCGCUCCUCCUAGCCUCCGAGCCUCUCACAGCGUCCCUCGUCAUUGCCUCUUUCGGCUCAUCAACUCCCUACAAAAGCAAAGCUUUCGAAAUCACAGUCGAGCGCGAUCCAAACGCACCAAUUGCCGCUGGCGAGAAGCCUGUUCGAUACGGCAAGCUUGAGGAGAUUCACCACAUCUUCCGCUCAGACCCUAAGUCGCCUCCAAAGAUUAUCACUUUAGUGUUCACAGCUGCUGUGCUGGGUGCUCUCCCGGUCUUGUUCGGAGUCUGGCUCACCCUCGGUGCCAACCUCAACCACAUUUCCAAGGCCCUUAGCAGCGCUCCCCUAUCGCAUGCCCUCUUUUUUGGGUCCAUUGUUGCGCUGGAGGGCAUUUUCUUCCUAUACUAUACCAGCUGGAAUCUGUUCCAGACGCUGCCCGCUGCGGGAGCUGUUGGAUUAGUGGCUUUCUUGAGCGGUAGCAGAGCGCUGUCUGAGGUCCAGGAACGGCGGUUAGCCGGGCUAAGAUAAACUGCGCCAAGAAGCAGUAGUACGAUGAAUAUGUGUUUCGGGGAUGAAUGGAGUCUGGCUUCAAGGCUGUAUUAUGCACCAAAAGUACCGUGUAAGAUGAGGGCCGGGUUUCUUCGGGUUCUUGUCCGUGGCAUUUUUUAGGAGUCCGUAGAUAGAUGGAUAAGUGCUCGGUGUGCAGAGAUUACAGCACAUACCAUAUUUGGUGAAAACUAAUUGUGAAGCAUGGGGCCGAAUUAUAUGCCAAGACGUAUGCACCUCCA